Messenger RNA from Aedes albopictus (Asian tiger mosquito), 1213 nucleotides. It is a transcript of the gene Trax, whose product is annotated as translin-associated protein X. The record is from RefSeq and is a predicted model, not a curated record. Bases 131 to 1096 code for a protein of 321 amino acids. Gene Ontology annotation, cellular component: cytoplasm; nucleus. The transcript is spliced from 2 exons. Gene Ontology annotation, molecular function: sequence-specific DNA binding; RNA endonuclease activity; RNA binding. Lineage: Eukaryota; Metazoa; Arthropoda; Insecta; Diptera; Culicidae.
GGCCUUGCGAACUUCGCGCGGUGUUUUGUUUGAUCAGCAGCACAAUCGUAAACCAACCAAACCGCGUUUCACUCGUUGCUCCGUUUCCGUAAAAACCGUGAUAAAAAAGUGACCGUGCGUGCGUAACAAGAUGAGUUUCCAUCAUCAGGGUCGUGGCGGUAAUCGUCGUGGGGGAAAUUUCCACAAGGGUGGUGGUGGUGGCGGUCGUCACGGUGGUGGAAAUCGUACCGGCGGCGGCGGCCGGAAGGAGUCCGAUGCGGUGCCGGUCGAUGAAAACAAUCCGGUGGUGCAGUGCUUCCGCGAGUACGCCCGGGAGCUGGACGCCAAGCACGAUCGGUACGAGCGCAUCGUCAAGUGCAGCCGGGACAUCACCAUCGAGAGCAAGCGGAUCAUCUUCCUGCUGCAUACGGUGGAUUCCAAGAAAAACAAUCAAUCGAAAGUGUGCGAAGAGGCAAAGCACCGCCUGCAGCAGCUAUGCCUUACCAACUUUGCUACGAUUGCCAAGGAACUGCACGGCCAGGACCCGUACCAAUUUCUCCGUGCCUACACGGCCGGCUUGCAGGAAUUCAUCGAGGCGUUCACUUUCUGCGAGUACGUCGGCUCGUCGAACAUUUCCCACUGGAACACGAUCCAGGACAUGCUGAAGAACAAGGUUCAGCCGGAGCAGCCCAAGAAACCGAACGAAAAAGCCGAAGGAGAGGCGUCUUCUGACGAGGAACCGGACAGUAAGCCGGAGCCAAUCGACAUGAUGUGCCUGAUGCCGCCGAUGGAGUUCGUUCUGGGCGUGGGCGAUCUGACUGGCGAAGUCAUGCGGAAGUGCAUCAACUCGCUCGGUUCCGGUGACGUGGACAGUUGCUUCGAUCACUGUCGGUUCCUGCAGGAACUGUACAAAGGGUUCAUGUCGGUGAGCAAUGCCAAGAAUCGGGAGUUCUCGCAGAAGUUGUUCACCUUGCGCCAAAGUCUCCUGAAGAGCGAAAACGUUUGCUACAACGUAAAGGUUCGUGGCGGCGAGGCAGCCAAGUGGGGCAGCACCGACGAUUCGGCAUUCGCCGGAAUCAAGGACCACGCAGAGGACGACGAAGGAGUUUUCUUUUAGUUCAGGUAAUUAAUUACAAGUUUAUUUGCAUUAAAUACCAUUUCUUUCUGUCUUGAGUGGCAUUAUACACAUGAAUUGGAAUAAAUUUCGUGAGUUUAACACGAUCAGUAAACGAAA